GUCAAUUGUUUUCUUGCUAAAUCCAAAAGUACAGAAAUAAACAUUUGGACGCGGAAAUAUCCUCUAUGAGGUAAAAAAGUGCCGAUAACUCCGUGCAGUGACAUUCGAGGCAUCGGAAAACGUGCUUAAAUGUGAUAAGAACGCAUUUAUAACCAAAAUUUAGCGAGCAGAAACAAACACGAAAAUUUUACUACGUCAAAUCCCGUCUGCUGGAUAGGCAUACGAGCAAGAAAAAACGCGAAACGCAUCAAAAGCACAAUGUCAGACCAGGAUAUAGUGUGCGAGGUCGAAGUGCCUGGCGCAAACGAAGACGUAAUCGACCAAUUUAGCACGAUGUACGAAGUAGUAGUGGCCGACGACGAUCAAUACGAGGAAGUGGUGUGCGAAACAGAGGAUUCACAGGAUUUAUUGUUGCAAUCUGUCGACGACCAGGAGAUAAUGUUGCAUUCGGACAUCGAUUUGCACCAUUCGGAAGAGGUUCUCGAUGCCGCCGACGAUCCGAUGCACGUCUACGAAGGUAUUCCGCUGCCAAAUAGCAUUUAUUUGGAGCCGCCGCCUUCGUCGUUGCCCGCAAUGUCACCGAUGUCGACAGCAAAUAUGCAAUCACACUUGGGCGGCAAUCAGAGCAGUAGCGGAAAAAGCAAGAAACGACAGAAGAAGAACAGCAUCGUGGAACAAAGCAACGCCGUCUUGAUGAGCAACGAUGAUUUGAGUGUCGGAGGCACAAUGACGACAACAACAACCGGCAAAAGUGGCAAAUCGCGUCAUUGGGCACAGAAGAAAGUACAAAUAAAAACGAUGGAGGGCGAGUUUAGUGUCGUAAUGUGGGCAGCUGGAGCCGACGACGACACUUCCAAUCCCGAGCCCGACGAUCCCGAUUACACGGAAUACAUGACAAGUCAGAAAAUUGCUCAGGACAGUCCGAUCGGACUCGAUUUAUCGGAUCCCAAACAGUUGGCGCAACUCGCACAACCCACACAAAAGAUCAAACUGAGUAAAGAUUCGCUAAAUAACACCUCGUCCUCCCUCCUUUCGGGCAGCAGCAACAACACACUAAAUGCCGGAAGCGGCGGCUUGAGCACCAACACCUCAGAUCGGAAUAUCGCGUGUCCCCACAAAGGAUGCAACAAGCUAUUUCGUGAUAAUUCGGCGCUGCGCAAGCAUCUCCACACGCAUGGACCGCGAGUUCACGUGUGCGCCGAAUGCGGCAAAGCCUUCGUCGAGAGCAGCAAACUCAAGCGACACCAGCUGGUGCACACGGGCGAAAAACCCUUCCAAUGCACCUUCGAGGGAUGCGGCAAACGCUUUUCGCUCGACUUCAAUUUACGCACACACGUGCGAAUUCACACCGGAGAUCGUCCCUAUGUGUGUCCCUUUGACGGCUGCAACAAGAAAUUCGCGCAAUCCACCAACUUGAAAAGUCACAUCUUGACGCACGCCAAGGCGAAACGAAAUAACUCGGCGAGCAGUAGUAGCUCCAACAUUGCCCCCACGCCGCUGCACGAAUUCAUCAAGCAGGAGUCCGUGGACAUUGACGACACCGAUCAAUCUUAUCUGGGAUACGCCGACUAAAAUGCCGCGUUUAUUCGUAUUUAUUAUACAUUAAAUGAAAAAAAAAAUUAUAAAUAUAUAUAUUUAGAUUGACUCACGUUCUCUUUAGAUGCGCUUACAGUGCAGCGAUGUUUUGAAGUAACAUUAUGAAAUUUCUGAUUAUUUUAGAAAGAUAAUUAAAUAUUGUAUUGAUGUAAGAAUUAGCAGGAAAUGGAGAAAUAUUUUCAAUAAAACGUAUGAAUAAAAUGUAAUA
Molecule: messenger RNA, 1804 nt
Organism: Culicoides brevitarsis
Lineage: Eukaryota; Metazoa; Arthropoda; Insecta; Diptera; Ceratopogonidae
Product: transcriptional repressor protein YY1-like
Exons: 1
Coding region: 259-1572 (437 amino acids)
Biological process (GO): regulation of transcription by RNA polymerase II
Cellular component (GO): chromatin; transcription regulator complex; PcG protein complex
Molecular function (GO): DNA-binding transcription factor activity, RNA polymerase II-specific; RNA polymerase II cis-regulatory region sequence-specific DNA binding
Source: RefSeq, a predicted model, not a curated record